AUGAGAAUAGAAAGUGAUAUUAGGCGAGUACAAGAGAUGGUAUAUGAAUAUGAUUUGGAGAAAAUCGAAUGUGGAAUACAGGACACAGAGGAACAAAUGAAGGAAUUGGAAACAAAAGGACACGAGGAAGAAAACUUAAGGAUAGAAAGUGAUGAAAGGAACGGACAGAAUGUGGAAAAACAGAUGGUAAAUGAAUAUGAAAUGGAGAGAAGCUUAUGA
Parnassius apollo (apollo) is the source of this 219-nucleotide messenger RNA. Lineage: Eukaryota; Metazoa; Arthropoda; Insecta; Lepidoptera; Papilionidae. The record is from the annotation of a GenBank genome assembly.